AUGAUGGAUACCACAACAGCUGAUCGAGUUCUUAAGCUACCGAUAGAUUCACCAUUUGAUACGCAUCGACAGCCUGAAAGAAAUGACGACCCAAAUCAAAAUUCUGAUAAAAGGCCGUUGGUAACUACUGUUACUGACCAAUCUUUGAGUGCAGCUGCAGCUGCAGUAGCGUCUGUACAGGAUACAUGGGGUGAAAACUUUAAUGAACCACUACCUACUAAUAAGGAAGAUCGUAUUAAGCAGGCCUUAGAGUUCAUGAGAGGUGAAAGGCAAGCAUUUGCAGCUGAUAAGAAUAUCAAGAAACAUUCUAUUAGACAAAUAGCGAUGUUCUUUCAAGUGCCAAAAUCAACACUUUAUGACAGGUUAAAGAACAAAUCUGUAGAUCCUCAAGUGAGUGAUGGACGUAUCUACAUGGGUCCCGCCUAUUCGGUUUCUUCAAGGGCUCAUAGUCAACAGAUGAAAUUAUCACCAGAAAAAGAGGUGGCGCUAUUAGAUCAACUACACCAUUUGUGCCAUGCCCUAGGUAACACUUUAAAUCUGACCCACAUUAGAGAUUUCAUAGUAUCGUUAGUGGAUGGGAUCUCAUUGGGUAAGAAAUGGGUCCAUAAUUUUAACAGGAGACAUGAUGACGCCAUUAUUUAUGGUACAACUUCAAGCCACUACAACGUAAGAAUGUUCAAUUCUAAAUCUUCUAGGUCAAACUUUGAAAAUCUAUGGAAAUGCUUUGUUCCAUUACUACAAGAACGGAUUAGACAGAUACCGCCCUCACAACCUUUUUACUACAUUACGAGAGCUUGUUUCCAUCAAGCUUCAAUGUCCAGCAUCUUUACAUGUUUUAAAAUAAUGCCAGAAGAUGCAUCUAUCAGUUUACUUUGCCCGCCCAGAGUAAUAGUAUUCCCAGAUUAUUUUGGUAAAGUUUAUCUACAAUUAAGAGAUUUAAAAAAUGAUGAGAACCAUUUUCGCGAUGUCGAUGAGGAUGUAGAAGAUCACAGUAGUGCAAGCAGUAGUAGUGUUAGUGAAUCAGGUGGUAGAGGUGACAAGUUGGAAAAAGAUCACAGCAAUGUAGAUCACAAUAGGAUUAACAGUCAAGAGAAAUUACAAAAAGAAUUUAAACACAAAAAAUUAAAUGAUGUAUUUCAACGAAUUUAUACAGAAUGUUGUUCUCAAGGUUCAAAUCAAGAUGACGUUCCACUAGUAAUCUUUGAAGGUUUUGAAGAUCGUUACAACUGGGAUCCAAUCACAUGUCGAUCAAUGGUAGUUUUGGGCAAAUUUCUAGCAUUACCUUGGAAUCAACAAGUCUUACAAAGGCUAGUCAUUACAGAAUUGCAACCUGUGGUAGAAGAACUCGCUCAGAGUGCUUCGAUAACGGCAACUCAAUUACCGUCUAUGGAACUCGAUUUAGGUCGUAUGGAAUUAGACUUGGAUCCGUUUAUGCAUUCUUUGAGGCGGCUCCUACAAUCACACACGGAAGUGCUACCUACAAGUUUAAACCAUAACGGAGUUUUAGUUAAUGAUCUCUUUUCAUCUGCACUUCCACAAUCACCACCACCACCCCCUCAAACGGCGGCAACGGCAUCAACAACAACGACAACAGCACCAACAACAGACCAUCACCAAGCAGAAAAUUCUACAUCCGGUAAUAUUUUCGAGGAUUCAACACUAUCACAAUUACAAGAAGUAUUAGGUCUUAUCGAACAUAACGAAUCACAGAUCUACAGAGAACUACCCGACGGAUCAAGUUCGAAAGCAGUAAUACAACAAAUUUUUAACAAAAUCAGAGGAAUCUUACCGCAAUAA
This is a messenger RNA of Zygosaccharomyces rouxii, 1797 nucleotides long. RefSeq lists its product as uncharacterized. Bases 1 to 1797 code for a protein of 598 amino acids. NCBI's taxonomy places the organism in Eukaryota, Fungi, Ascomycota, Saccharomycetes, Saccharomycetales, Saccharomycetaceae. The transcript has a single exon. The record is from RefSeq and is a predicted model, not a curated record.